AUGAAGUCCUUCGCUACCUCGCUCGCGCUUGCCGCGCUCAUCGCCAGCACCACCAUGGUCUCGGCCUCCAACCUCGGACAGUCGGACGUUGCCAGGGUCGUCCGUCGUCACAACCACAGGCACCACGCUCGCAGCACCUGCUCGUCCACCAAGAAGGCCGCGGCCAACGUCAAGAAGCCUAGCGCCUCCAGCUCUGAUUCCAGCUCCGAUUCCAGCUCGCAGUCUCAAUCCGAGGCCAACUCCUCCUCCUCCCCGUCGUCUUCUUCUUCUUCUUCAUCAUCAUCGAGCAGCAGUUCGGCCCAUGGCGACACCUCUGGCGGCAAGCUCGGUCUGUGCUGGGCCAACGCAAACGGUAUGCCGAUCAACAACUUUGACCUUGGUUCCACCUCGUGGUUCUACUCGUGGGAUGCCACGCCUGGUUGGGACGCUGCGCCUGUGGACAAGCUCAUGUACUGUCCCAUGCUCUGGGGUUGGAAGAACACCGACUCGUUCCAGAAAAACGUGCUCGACAACCUCGACUCCAAGUUCAACCAGCACAAGUGCGCCAUGGGCAUGAACGAGGUCAACCAGCAGGGUCAGUCGGACAUGAGCGCCUCCGACGGGUGCAAGCUCGUCGAGCAGUACCUCAUGCCCCUCAAGGAGAAGGGAUGGUACCUCAUGGGUCCUUCGACGACCAAUGCUCCCGAUGGAAAGACCUGGUACCAAGACUUCCAAAAGACCUGCCCCGACGCGUUCAAUAAGCUCGACUCCAUCGCCAUCCACUACUACGGUACUUCCACGGAUGACUUCAAGAAGUACCUUCAGGACUGGCACACCACCUUUGGGAAGGAUAUUUGGGUCACCGAGUUUGCGUGCCAGAACUUCUCGGGCGGUGCCCAGUGCAACAAGGACGACACCAACGCCUUUGCCAACGAGAUGACCAGCUUCAUGAACCAGCAGGACUGGAUCAAGGGCUUCGCACCUUUUGCUGUCAUCCAGAACCUCCAGGGCGUCUCUGAGACCCAGCGCCUGUCGAACGGCAACAACCCCACCUCGCUCUUCCGCACGUACGCGGGCCUUUAG
Molecule: messenger RNA, 1062 nt
Organism: Kalmanozyma brasiliensis GHG001
Lineage: Eukaryota; Fungi; Basidiomycota; Ustilaginomycetes; Ustilaginales
Product: Glycosyl hydrolase
Exons: 1
Coding region: 1-1062 (353 amino acids)
Biological process (GO): fungal-type cell wall polysaccharide metabolic process
Cellular component (GO): fungal-type cell wall
Source: RefSeq, a predicted model, not a curated record